AUGUCAGUGGCGGCCGCGGAGGCGUCAAUGCGCGGCACCGAGACGGCUGGUGCGAAGCCUGCUGCGCGGCGGCUGGGCCGCGUGCUGGUCGGGUGCCGGCGGCGGGCCGCCGUGCUGCUCCUCGCGCUGGCCUACGCGGCGGCGAUGCUCGUGCUCACCAUUGGCGUCAGCGAGGGGUUGGACCCAGCGUUAGUAACAUCUCAUUACAAAAAGUCUGGAAAGCAAUGGGAACCUUGUAUCAGCAAGGGGUUGAUACACUCAGAGUUACCGCCUUCAAAUGGUUUCCUCAUAGUUGAGGCAAAUGGUGGCUUGAAUCAACAACGCAUUUCAUUUUUUUCUCGCUGUUUCAUGAGGAUGUCUUUUCAAGUUUUCAGCAAAUUUGGUGAUAUCUUUGACGAAGAUCACUUCAUUGAGUCGCUUAGAAAAUAUGUAAGGGUUGUAAAAGAUCUUCCUGAAGAUGUUUUUCUGCGAUUCAACCAUAAUAUCAGCAUAAUACCAAAUAUGAGAACCAAAGCUUUCUCACCCCCAAGUUACUACCUACAGCAGGUGCUUCCAAAAUUGUUGGAGCUAGGGGCUGUGCGUAUUGCCCCUUUCUCAAAUAGACUGGCCCAUUCGGUUCCUAUGAAUAUCCAGGCAUUGAGAUGUUUGACAAACUAUGAGGCACUAAGAUUUUCUGAACCAAUAAGAAUUCUUGCAGAUAAUAUGGUUGACCGAAUGAUCAAGAGGAGUUUUUUAACUGGUGGGAAGUACGUCUCGGUGCAUCUUCGCUUUGAAGAGGAUAUGGUAGCUUUUUCAUGCUGCAAAUAUGAUGGUGGUUCGAAGGAGAAUAAUGCAAUGGAAAAUGCUCGUGAAAGGAGCUGGAGAGGGAAAUUCCACCGACCUGGUCGAGUGAUAAAUCCUGAGGCUAACCGAAGGAAUGGGAGAUGCCCUUUGACACCUUUGGAGGUUGCAACAUUUGUUCCUUGCAAUCUUGCCUUUUCUGAAUUGCUUCGUCAUUUUUAG
Messenger RNA from Miscanthus lutarioriparius, 1002 nucleotides. The record is from the annotation of a GenBank genome assembly. Lineage: Eukaryota; Viridiplantae; Streptophyta; Magnoliopsida; Poales; Poaceae.